Molecule: messenger RNA, 2506 nt
Organism: Osmia lignaria (orchard mason bee)
Lineage: Eukaryota; Metazoa; Arthropoda; Insecta; Hymenoptera; Megachilidae
Gene: Prp38
Product: pre-mRNA processing factor 38
Source: RefSeq, a predicted model, not a curated record
UAUAAUUGUGAAUAGAUUCUGUUCAUUUGGUUAAAUAUAUGUUAGGAAGGAAUAGAGUUGGGUUUAACGAAGUUAACUUUUAUUGAGUACAGCAUUCUGCAUAGUUUUCCGGUGACGCGUUGACAAUGCUGACUGUAGGUUUCAAUUUUAUCACGUUCCCUUUUAUGUAUGAUGCAAAUCUUAUUUUUACACGAUCUAAAAGAACGCACAUACAGUAAAGGUGAUGAUUGUUUUACAGAUAUAGGUGUAAUAUACAUCUGAAUACAGUUAGGAAGGUGUUAGAACUACGUCGAGUGAAUUGUAAUGAAUAUCUGUUAGUUCGCAAAUUUUUAGAAAUCUGUGAGAUGUUGCUAUAAUGCUUGAAUUAGUAUGCGAACACAUGUUUCCUAGAAAUGGCCCAGCUUUACUUCCGAAUAAAUUCUACUUUCCUUGCUCCGAUUUCUACAUUUUUGAAAGUUCAAUUUACCAAGAAGCUGUCAUUAGUUACGAUUUUGACCUAAAUAGAGUAGUCUUGUCCUUCCAGUAAUUUCAAUUAAUACUGCAAUUCUAUACCUGUUUUUUAUAUAAAUAUUUAGAUUUAUAUUUGUUUUUCUAGCUUGAAUAAAAGCAAAAUAUCUUAUAAAACAGAUAUUUUAAUGCCAUCUACAGAUACCAACACAGUUGUAUGCAUAAACUUGUAUUUUGAAAAGACCGCCAUUAAAGAUUUUUAAAAUUCUACCGCAGCGCCAUCUAUACAAAAACGGCGGAAACUACUCAACAAGUUACCAACUGACUUGCCGACUAGUUUCCGUCAUUUUCGUAUAGAUGGCACUAUAGAAUUUUGAAAAUAUUUAAUUUGUAGCGAUCUUUUUAAAAUAUAAUUAUUUCUUUUUAUGAGCAAUUUAAUUUUGCAAUUAAUUGAUAAUUAAUCUGUUAUUAAUCUGUUAUUACUGUCAACUUGUGUUAGACUUUUGUAGUACGAAGUGUUUGAAUCUGUAAGUAGUGGUAGUAAUUGCUUAACGCGUCUUGACGCGUCUUAAACAUGGCAAAUCGCACAGUAAAAGAUGCGAAAUCUAUUCGAGGUACAAAUCCUCAAUACCUAGUAGAGAAAAUAAUUAGAUCCCGAGUAUAUGAUUCUAAGUAUUGGAAGGAAGAAUGUUUUGCCUUGACUGCAGAACUUUUAGUCGACAAAGCUAUGGAAUUAAGGUUCAUAGGCGGUGUAUACGGAGGAAAUGUAAAGCCCACACCAUUCCUUUGCCUCAUAUUAAAAAUGCUGCAAAUACAACCUGAGAAAGACAUUAUAGUAGAAUUUAUAAAAAAUGAAGAAUUUAAAUAUGUUCGUGCUCUUGGUGCAUUAUACAUGAGAUUAACAGGAUCAUCUCUAGACUGCUAUAAAUAUUUAGAACCAUUGUUCAAUGACAACAGAAAAUUGAGGAGACAAAAUAAGGAAGGUAAAUUUGAAUUGAUUCACAUGGAUGAAUUUAUAGAUGAUCUUCUAAGGGAAGAAAGGUGCUGCGAUGUUAUUUUACCAAGAAUACAGAAGAGACAUGUUCUUGAAGAAAAUAAUGAACUAGAGGCCAAAGUGUCGGCGUUAGAAGAUGACAUGGAUGAAGGAAUAGAAUCUUCAGAGGAUGAAGAUGUACCUCCAGUUAAAGAAGAUACGCGAAAGAGAACGGACGAUCACGACAGAGAUAGAGAUCGUCACAGGGAUAGGGACAAGAGACACUCGCGUUCUGAUAAGAAAUCUGAUAGAGAAAAACAAAGAUCGAGAAGCAGAGACAGGGAUAGAGACAGAGAUAGACGAGAACGUAAACGGAGUAAGUCGCCAAAAAGUUAUUCCUCGUCGCAUAAAGAUAAAGACAGAGAUAAGGACCGACAUAGAAGAGACGACAGGGAUAGAGACAGAGAUCGAGAUCGAGAUCGAAGACGAGAACGCGACAGAGCUAGACACUGAACACUGCAAUUUAACAAACUAUGUACAGAAGGUAAAUAUUAACUUUUAUAAUUAUCAGGUGAAUAAAAAAUGUAUAGUGGUACAAGUCUUGAAUUUUUUUUUAUUGUGUGUACCGCGUGUCGAUCAUAACAGCAGUGUAUAACAUUUACAGAGAAUAGUUUCAUAUUAAAAUUAUAGCAUUUAUCAAUAAAAACGCUACACAGUAGCUCAUAAUACCCGUACGUUACAUGUAAGUGAUAAUAUUUCUUUCGCUAACAUUAUAUUAUACGUUCCUUCUUGAACCAUUUUUUAUUUUCAGUUUAACAGGAUUAUGAAAUGGCCGCUGUUUUUAUGGUUAUAUACAAAACAUUAAAAAAAAAUUUAUCACUGUUACUGUUGAAGAAUUAUUUUCGAGAUGCGAUAUAUUUUUUAAAUAAUACAAACAGAUAUUUUUUAAUGUCUUUUUCAACGAUACAGUGAUAAAUUUUCUCAAGCACCAUAUAAUAAAAUAAGUAGGGAAUAUCAUAGCCUGCCUAUAAAUGUAAUCCACAUGAUUACACGUAUAAUGUCUUUAAAUAUAUACAUUUUCACAUA